Molecule: messenger RNA, 2209 nt
Organism: Scaptodrosophila lebanonensis
Lineage: Eukaryota; Metazoa; Arthropoda; Insecta; Diptera; Drosophilidae
Gene: Saf6
Exons: 6
Coding region: 38-2194 (718 amino acids)
Biological process (GO): transcription initiation at RNA polymerase II promoter; RNA polymerase II preinitiation complex assembly
Cellular component (GO): SAGA complex; SLIK (SAGA-like) complex; transcription factor TFIID complex
Molecular function (GO): RNA polymerase II general transcription initiation factor activity; transcription coactivator activity
Source: RefSeq, a predicted model, not a curated record
CGGCGUAUUAAGAAACGUUUGUUAUUAUCUAAAAGCAAUGAAAACCUCGGGUGGUGGGGCUUCGGAGGAGUCUAGCAAGUCAUCCCUGAGUAAAGUGAGCAAGAAAGCCUCGAAUAAAUCUCGCUCCAAAUCCACCAAACUAGACACUGGCAGACAAAGUUCAGCUGCCGGUGUUGCAAUUGCUAGUCUGCCUGCCACGCCCACACAUGUUAAUGUGGUGACAACGCCCACCACGCCGACCACCAGUCUGGGCGCCUACAAUCUGUUUGAUGCAUCCUUUGCCGUAGUCGGUGGUCACAAUGUAGAGCCAUCCAGUAAUUCCAGCAGAGUGAGUCAUCACAAGAGCUAUGCCGGCUUUGACCCGCGCAGCAUAAAGAUCUUUUGGGAGCAGCAUGAUCAAACGGAUGUGGAGCUGCCACAGGAAGUGUGCGCACGUCUAGCAGAGGACGCCUCCUACAAAGUGUGGGAGCUCAUAAAUAAUGUUAAAAUAUCAUCGCGACAUUCGGGUGGCAUUGUUACCUAUGAUCUGGUCAAUGAAGUGUUAAAGGAUGCGGAUGUUCCACCCAUGCUGGGCGCCAUGGAUAGUGAUUGGGAUCGCAUUGACUACGAUGGCAGCUAUUUCUUUUACUCGGACAAAAUUUUCGACCUACGCGAGGAGUUUCAAAAGGAUGUGUUACUCUCUAUGCCCGAUAGUGCGGACUUUCACUGCUUUUGUCCAGUAGAGGACAAAAACGCAGAUCAACUAAAACAGUUUCUGCAGAGUCUAGUAAGUGCGUCUAUCUUUGGCGAUGUCAAGGCUCAGGCAACGGCCAUUGCGUCCGCCUUCCAAACACCGCUAAUGGGCGCCUGCUAUCGUGUGAUUGUCGGCAAAAUAAUGCAACUGCUGGCCUUUAGACAACAGGAUGGCGUGAGUCAACGCUGUUGGCGACUCUUACGUGCAUGCAACUACAAUCCACAUGCCAACCAAAUUGGUUGUCGUCAAGAAUACUUUCAUUUGGCAGAGGUGCUCAUCAGUCAGCUUAUGGCGCCCUAUGAGACCAUAAAAGUUCCGGAAUUUAAACCUCAGUGCACACAGGAGGCCGCCAAUCCGACAGCGCUGACAAACGUUAAAAUGGAAAUUGAGGAUGAGCUUAAGAUAGAAUCCGAUCUCACCAACGAAGCACAAGCUGAACAACAGUAUUCGAAUCAGGGCAUGCCGAUUGAUCCUCAACAACAGCAGCAACCACAGCAAGCGCCCUCCACAUCGGAAGCGAACUUUGCUGGCGCCGGCCCCUCAUCUCAGGAGGAGCAAACCAUUUACAAACUGCAGCUGGACGAUGAUAGCGAUGAGGUCGAGCAGCAGGAGCAGGACACGCAGCAGCUUUCCCCGUUCUUUGCUAGCCCAGUGGGUAACGCUUAUGUGGAUGAGUUAUGCGAAACCAUUGGCCACUUGGCCUCGCAGAGUGGAUAUCUGCAGUCCGAGUGUUUGUUCCUCAUAAAGCGACGUUUGGCGCGCUUCUUUGAGGGUCGCGAGGUGUGCAGCGAAAGAGAUUACAAGUAUAUUAGCCGAGCGGUCCGUGGUCUGCUUGCCCUGGGCGAGUACGCUUUUCGUGAAUUUAUACCCUAUAUAUACAAGCUGAAUGUGGCCGAUAUACCUGAGAGUCUGUGGCAGGAUUUUGCGCCCGCUGCCAUCUUUCUGAAUGGUCGCGAUGAUAUUUAUUUGUAUGAAUGGCUGGAGUAUGGCUUGGGAGCAGACAAGCUGCAGCCAUUCCUGGUCCACUAUGCCCGGACCUACGAAAAACAGGUAACGAAACGCUAUUUGCUAGCGAAACCGGCCGCUUAUAAAAUAUAUGCCAAGCCAGGCGUAAGACGUCUGGAGUGGAGCACAUUGGCGGCCGCCAUGUGCCAUGGUGAUGAUCCUAGCAAGGCUAUCAAACCGAAGCCCACAUUGCGCGAAGCUUUUCCUGAGCUGUCGACACCAAAUCUUCAACUCAACUGUGCUGGCACCAUACGCUUUAAGUUCGCCGGCUGUCGGCCCGUGUUGUUGAAACCAAAGGGUGUUGCUGCCACACAUUUCAUGGACUCGCCCUCUACGAACGGUGGCAGCGACAUCGUUCACAGCGACAUACUCAUCGCCAGGCGUAAGCUUUUCAAGCCGCUCACCAAUGUGAAGCGAGUAGUGCCCAUUAGUGGGUAUCACUACUUGCGUAUAUAAGACGCAAACACUUAA